AUGCCCAGGCGAAGAGUUACACCGGCUGCCGAAGAAGUGCAGCAUGGUCCCCUUGACCAUGAUGACCAGGGGAGCGCCGAGCAGAUCAACCGAACAGAGUCCGCCGAUUCGUCGCCGGCGGAAAGCCGCGACCGUAAUCAAUCACAACGCGCCCGUCGAGGAUGCUCGGGAUGUAGCGAUGGAUUAAAGCGAGCUUGUGGCUGUGGCCGAUGUUACUGUUGCUCUCAUGCGGCACUCGACGACUUCAUGCAGCAGCGGUUGUCGACUUGGGAGCCGUUACUCACUCCAAGACGUAUUUUAUUUGCGCUUUUCGGCGUGGGUUUGCUUUUUGUGGUUGUGGGGCUCGUUAUACUCCUUGUGAACAGCGCCAUCGUCGAGUGUAGAGUGGACUACACGAAUAUGACGGGCGAUCUAGAGCUCAAGAUAGACGCUUCGACAUGCACAGACACUUCAAUCACGGAGAUUACAGGAGACGUGCUGCUCUACUACGAACUGUCCAAUUACUUUCAGAACCACCGGCACUUCAUGAAGUCCCGGUCUGACAAGCAGUUGGGAGGCAAGGUCUUCACCGCAGCUUCGGAAGUGAGCUCCGCGUGCGACCCGCGGGUGGAGGCGGCGGACGGCCGCGUGCUGCACCCCUGCGGACUCAGCGCUGCAGCAGUUUUCACUGACGAGUUCUCCGCCGUCGGCGAAGACAAGACUACGGAGAUAGAGCUGGACGAGUCGCGCGAGGCCAUUUGCUGGAACUUCGACCUUUCGAGUUUCAAAAAUCCGGCGGAGACGGAAAUGCAAAGCGCCGCCUCGCAGGUCAAGUUUUGGCUCUACGACCAGCACUACGUCGACGCGCUGCAUAUGGAGAAGGCCGGCGUGGGCUGGGGCGUGGAGAACUCGCACUUCAUCGUUUGGAUGAAAGACGCGCCGCUGCCGGUCUUCCGCAAGGCCUACGCGCGCUUCGUACAGCAGCCGCUGAAGCUGCCCUUUUACUUGAAGGUCACCAACAACUCCUACGACGUCAAGUCCUUCGGGGGGUCGAAGAGCGUGGUGGUGGGCCAGGCGACGUGGCUGGGGGGCCGGACUUCGUUUUUGGGGAUUGCGUACUUGGUGGUGGGCAGCGUUUGUCUGUUGUUUUUCGGAGUUUUGUUUUACUACCACCGGCGCAACCCGCGGCACUUGGGCGACGUCUCGUGGCUGCGCAGGGCCCUCUACGCGUAG
Eimeria necatrix is the source of this 1212-nucleotide messenger RNA. Its product is annotated as LEM3 / CDC50 family protein, putative. Lineage: Eukaryota; Apicomplexa; Conoidasida; Eucoccidiorida; Eimeriidae. The record is from RefSeq and is a predicted model, not a curated record. The transcript has 6 exons. The coding region runs from base 1 to 1212 and encodes 403 amino acids. Gene Ontology annotation, cellular component: endoplasmic reticulum; plasma membrane; Golgi apparatus.